Belonocnema kinseyi is the source of this 2190-nucleotide messenger RNA. Its product is annotated as esterase E4-like. Lineage: Eukaryota; Metazoa; Arthropoda; Insecta; Hymenoptera; Cynipidae. The coding region runs from base 84 to 1784 and encodes 566 amino acids. The record is from RefSeq and is a predicted model, not a curated record. The transcript is spliced from 7 exons. Gene Ontology annotation, molecular function: hydrolase activity.
GCAUUCACAUACCCAUGCAAUAAUUAUAUAAAGAGUUCAUUGCGUGUCGUCAGUUUCACAAUUUUUGUGUUCUUCUGGAAUAAAUGUUAAAAAUCAUGAACAAUUCACAAGCAUCGACAUUAAUUUUUUUAUAUCUUGUAUUUUUAAGCCAGUUAGUAGCAGAGCCUUUAGUGAAAAUAUCUCAAGGGCUCCUUCAAGGAACAACAUUUGUAACAAGGAAUGGCAAAAAUAUUACAGCAUUUCUUGGUGUUCCAUUUGCAGAGCCACCUGUUGGAGAACUCAGGUUCAGAAGUCCUGUGCCUGAAAAACCUUGGAAUGGAGUACGUUUAGCUAAUAAGGAUGCAAAUGUCUGUCCUCAGGAAUCAAAUGGAAAAAUCAAAGGCGAUGAAAACUGUUUGUAUUUGAAUGUUUACACACCCCUACGAGAAUUCAAUAUAUCAGUAGUGAACAGCGAUUCUGACAGAUCCUUGCUACCAGUAAUGGUAUGGAUUCAUGGGGGAGGUUUUUAUGAAGGGAGUAGUAGAACCACUUCUUAUCAUCCAUCAUACAUUCUGGACAAAGAUAUUCUCCUUGUCGUUUUGAAUUAUCGACUAGGAAUUUUUGGAUUUCUCUCAACAGGCGAUUCUGUAGCUCCAGGAAAUUUUGGAUUGAAGGAUCAAGUCCUAGCCCUUAAAUGGGUCCAGAAAAACAUUAAAUUUUUUGGAGGAAAUCCAAACAGAGUCACAAUCAUGGGCGAAAGUGCUGGCGGGGCUUCAGUCCAUUUUCAUGUACUUUCGAAUGCAUCGAAUGGUCUUUUUCAACAAUAUGUAAUUCAAAGUGGAAGUGCAUUAGCUCCUUGGGCCUAUCGAAAGAGAACCCCCUUUACACCUUUCCUAAAUAAUGUUGCUGAAAAAGUUGGCUGUCCAAUCAGCAGCUCUGAAGAUUUCAUAAAUUGCUUACGAAAAACAAGCGCUGAUAAAUUAAUGAACGUACUCGAAUUUUCGAAGGACAACUUCCCCAUAUUGGAUUGGGCACCAACAGACGAAUUAGAAUCUGAUGAAGCAUUUUUGACAGACAGUCCUAAAAACUUAAUAGCGCAAAAUAGAAUGAAAGAUCACCCAUUUAUAAGUGGUACUGUUGCAGAUGAAGGACUUUUAGUAACUUUCAGGCAUUAUAUAAAUAAGACAUCUUGUCCAAUUAACCAUCUUGUGGAAAGAGUUAUUAAUAAUACUUCCAACCACUACGGAAAGUCUGACGAUACACCAAAGUUUAUAAAAAAAGUGCAAGAACAAUAUUUUAAUGAAUCAAUUGAUUCUCUUCCCAAAGAGAAGAUUCUUCAUAAUUACACGACCUUCGUAGGAGACAGUGGAUUUUAUUAUCCACAAUUGAUUUUAAUAGAAAAGAUGGAAAAAUUUUCAAAAAGUCCUUUUUACUUCUACUCCUUUGGCUACUUGAGCUUAAAUAUGAGUAAAAUUUUUUCAAAGUUUGAUAUAAAAGAUCCUCUUGGGGUGGCUCAUGCUGAAGAUCUCUCCUAUCUUUUUCCCAAAGAAAACUUAAAAGAAAUAUCGAAAAAUGAUGAGAAAAUCCUGAAGUUAAUGAUAGAUUUAUGGACGUCAUUCGCAAUAAAUGGAAAACCAACUUCUGAUCAGUUGGAUGACCCGAAUCUCUGGCUGCCUUAUGCAAAAAACAGAAGCUUCCUUCAAAUUGGAAACAUGUUAAAUAAUACUGAUCCAGCUGUAACACUUGAACAAAAUUACUUUACGCCUCGAAUGGAAUUUUGGAAAAAACAAUUUCCUGUGCUAUAGAAACUAUAACUAUCAAAAUGAAGAUGUUUUUUGGUUUUGGCCUUUGGUCGUAAAAUGGAAAGUUUUUGAAAUGAAGAAGUCCUUAUUUCUUAACGGAAACGUCGAUGCAUUUUACUAUGAAAUCAUCUUCUCAUCAGGACGAUAACGAAUAUGGAAGAGUCACAUUCAAACAGAUGUGACGUCACCAAGGUAUACAACUGAGCACCAAUGAGACCACUUUAGCCGCCAUGUUACUUUUCAAAAUGUUGACCAAUCAGGUUUCACGGCUGCCGCGGCUUUCUACUUGACAGCGAAUUCCCAAAAGAAGAAAUAUUAGUAGGUAACAAUUCUUUUGGAGCUGAAUGUUAUACUAGGGAGGAUAAAGAUUCUAAUAAAAUUUGUAUUCCUUCAUCGUAAAACACAAAAA